AUGGAAGAGAACGCGCCGUUGAGCUUGCCCCCUGCACAACAAAAUGAUCAGGAGAACCUCACAGUGGGUGGGUCUUUCGUACAGCCCGCUGGUCCAGCUCGAAAGAACUUUACGACAGCCGAUGAUCUGAUUUUACUGCGCGCUGUCAACACGAUCAAGCCGUGGGAAUCCGCGGAAGACAUCUGCAAUGAAACGGCUGGUUUCGUGCGAGACAAGCAAGGCCCAGCGCUGCGUACGCGCUUUGAUAAGCUUAUUCGUCAGCAUCGCGACGCACAAGUAGUUUCAAGGAGGUCGUCUGGAACGACGGAAGAGUACAACGAGAGAGACGUGCUCUUGCAAGACAUUGUCACCCGUAUGGACGACUGGAAGGAGCGUCAAGAUAGCGAAAAGCAGCUCCAGCGUGCCAAAGAUAAUGGCAUUGAGACGUCGGGUGUCUUAAUGCGUCGAUUGGCAAUGGGAGAGCUGGUGGAAGAGCUGCAAUCCGACACAAAUUCCAACAGUGAUGAAGGCAACGAGGGACAAGACGAAGGUGCAAAUGCAGGCACUUCCUUAUGUGGUAGUCUGAAGCGUGGGAACACGGCUAGCAGCGGUCGCGCUACCAAAGUGGGAAAGAUAGAGCGAGUAGCAGCCGUGACUGAUGCUAUCGCGAUGACAAUCACCGAGAUGAAUAAGGGGAACCCUGAGAAGUAUGUGUAUCUUAAUAGUCGCUUACAAUUUGAGAAGGACGAGGCCAAAAGAAUAAGAGAGCACGAGUUAAAACUGGAACAGCAGCGUCAAGAAGCUGAGCGCGCACGUGAUGAGCGUAUGCAAGCUGCUGAACGUGACCGCGAGAAGUUUAUGUUGCAGCUACUGGAAAUAGCUCUCGGACGUGCAAAAGACAAACAGUAA
This is a messenger RNA of Phytophthora infestans T30-4, 888 nucleotides long. RefSeq lists its product as uncharacterized. The transcript is spliced from 2 exons. Bases 1 to 888 code for a protein of 295 amino acids. The record is from RefSeq and is a predicted model, not a curated record. NCBI's taxonomy places the organism in Eukaryota, Oomycota, Peronosporomycetes, Peronosporales, Peronosporaceae.